AAAUGAUUUCAAAUACUACAUCUUAUCUUUGUGCAAUGAAUCAGGGAGUAUGUCGUGUACCUACAAUUUCAUGGAAGAAGCUUUUCCAUUUUGGAAACCUGUUUCCUUACUUCAGAAACAUGAAGGAAAAUAUCCUUUUCCAUGCCUGUUUUCUCAUUUUUGUGUCCAUUCUACAGUGGUUUCCUAAUUAUAUCCAACAUAAUCAUAUGUACAAAUGGAUCCCUGUUCUACAUUCACCCCAAUGAUAUUGGAAUGGGUGGAGUUUAGGUGGGUAGUGGGAAAGAGGGAUAAAAGCUAAUUGAUAGUGGAUUAGUGGCUAGACUUCCUAUUAUCAGAGAUAAUAUUGUCAUUUCAGUGUAUAUACAUACAUAAAUGAGGUUGAUUUAUCAAUAAUAAGUGUUUUAAACAUAUAAAUAGGGGUUGAUUUAUUAAUAAUUAGUGUUUUAAACAUACAAGUAAGGUUCUUAUAGAUAAUCAGUGUUUUCAAACCAUGUGUAUUUUGAUUGUAUUUUCUGAUGUAUUUAAAAAUUGAAGAAGUAUAUUAUUGUUAAUUUUUAGAUUUAUAUAAAAUGGGUGUUCUUGGAUAACCCAAAACUAAUUGGUAAUAGGAGUAACUCCAAAGCUUAUAAAAUGAUUCAGUCUCUUCUUUUUCUCAGUCAUAUGUAAUAAUCAAUGUAAUUUAACAAUUGUAGGUUAAAGUUUUGUAUUGACAAAUAGUAUAAAAGAGUUAGAAGGAACAAGAAAAAGACAAGACAGAGUGAAUAAAUCUAUCGCUCCCGGGUAGUGAGUUAAAGCAAGUGACUUGGCAGGUGAAGUUGACUCAGAAGUCACCACCAAACGUUUGGAAAAGAUGAUUGGGGGAGACCCAGUUGCAUCUGUAGGGAAGGCGCUACGAACAAAUGAUCAGAGGAAAAAUGAAGGUGCAGUUACAAGUCACCAGGUUUCUCUUUCCAUUAUUCCUCCGACUUCUCUUGGUCUGCAACUUAAUGAAACAAGACAAAAUUUCUUGAGAUAUGGAUUGCCCCUCUACCAAGCUGCUCUGGAAGGUGAUUGGGAGACGGCAGAGCAGAUUUUCAAGGAAGCUCCAAACUGGAUAAUAGCACCAAUCACAAAACGAAACGACACCACUCUUCACAUUGCAGCAGCUGCAAGACACCUUGAUUUUGUGAAAAAUCUAGUAGACCUCAUCUCUAAAGCAAAUUAUCAUCUUGAAUCACGUACCAGUCUUGGAAAUACAGCCUUUUGCAUGGCAGCAUCAUCUGGUAUUGUAAAGAUUGCACAAGUGAUGGUGGAGAAAAAUAGAAGCAUACCAGAUAUUAGAGGCAGUAGUAAUAUGACACCUCUGCAUAUGGCAAUCCUUCUUGGUCACAGAGACAUGGUGAGAUAUCUUUUGAAGGUAACAAAUGAUAGCCUGUUGAAUGAUGGUGAUCGCAUUGAGAUGCUAACAAGUGCUAUUGAAGCUGGUCUAUAUGAUGUAGCACUUCAUUUCAUUGAUGAACAUCCUCAUUUGGCUGUGGAACGCAAUCUAAAUGGAGAAACUGUUCUGCACAUUCUUGCUCGAAGGCCUUUACAGAACUGUGCUAGCAAGCAAAGCAUAUGGGGAAAUUUUGUUAAUCGAUGCACUAACAUGAACAAAGAUGAAAGCAAGCAGCAGUUGGAACUUGCACUUCAAGUGACUCAGAGAGCAUGGAUUGAAGUGAUCAAGAAAGAUGAAAAUGAGAUCUCAGAUCUGAUUGGAUACCCAUCGCGAAUAUUGUUUGUUGCAGCUGAAAUGGGGAAUGUUGAUUUCCUUAUUACACUAAUCCUUUCAUAUCCUGAUGUGAUAUGGAAAGUUGAUGAAAAAAAUAGGAGUAUAUUUCAUAUUGCUAUUAAAUGUCGACAUGAAGAGAUCUUCAAGCUCAUACAUGAAAUUGGAGCCAUCAAAGAUUUGAUUGCCUCUUACAAAGAUACGGAACGGAAUAACAUGUUACAUUUAGCUGCAAAGAUUGCACCUCCUGAUAGACUCAACUGUGUUUCUGGUGCUGCUUUACAAAUGCAACGUGAGCUAUUGUGGUUUGAGGUUGUAAAAAAUGUUGUCCAACCCCAUUAUGCUGCGGCUAAAAACAAAUCAAAAGUGACUUCCCAAGAUGUUGGGAAUACAAGCAAAUCUGGGAAGACCCCCCAAGCUCUAUUCACUGAAGAACACAAGGACUUACGAAUACAAGGAGAGGCAUGGAUGAAGAAGACAGCAGAAUCAUGUACUCUAGUAGCAACACUUAUUACAACGGUAGUUUUUACAGCAGCAUUUACCUUACCUGGUGGUAAUGAUGAGAGCAAUGGAUUUCCAAUUCUAUUAAGUGAAAUAUCCUUUAAGGUCUUUGCAAUAUCGAAUGCAAUUUCGUUAUUUGCUGCCUCAACAUCCAUAUUGAUGUUUCUAUCCAUCCUGACAUCGCGAUAUGCAGAAAGUGAUUUUCUUAGGUUACUACCUUUCAAGCUUAUGGUUGGCUUAACAUCUCUGUUUGUCUCCAUAGCAACUAUGAUGGUUGCUUUCACUGCUACAUUUUUCAUCACCUUCCAACGAGAUUCGAUAUGGAUACCAGUGCCUAUUGCUCUACUAGCAGCUAUCCCAGUUUUGCUAUUUGGUUUCCAACAAUAUCCUCUUUUGUGGGAUAUAUAUCGUGCAACUUAUCGAUCUUGGACUUUGUUUCAGCCAAGUCACAAACGGAAGCUUUCCUGGAAAAGUAAAAGGCCAAAGAGAAAAUUGAAUUAGGAGGAAAUAUUAGUAAUCACUUGGUAACCUACUGCAUAAUAACAGGGAAUAUCCAAAACAUGAUGCAUUCUUUUUAAAUUUUUGUUGUAUUUGUUAGCCUUAUUAUUAUUGAGAAUAUCCAAAACAGGAUGCAUUCUUUUUAAAUGAUUGACAUUCUUCUUUAAAAUAUGUCCCACAAUUUUGCA
Molecule: messenger RNA, 2934 nt
Organism: Beta vulgaris subsp. vulgaris (sugar beet)
Lineage: Eukaryota; Viridiplantae; Streptophyta; Magnoliopsida; Caryophyllales; Amaranthaceae
Product: ankyrin repeat-containing protein ITN1
Exons: 5
Coding region: 851-2749 (632 amino acids)
Molecular function (GO): protein binding
Source: RefSeq, a predicted model, not a curated record